This is a messenger RNA of Molossus molossus (Pallas's mastiff bat), 3269 nucleotides long. RefSeq names its product hes related family bHLH transcription factor with YRPW motif like (gene HEYL). Gene Ontology annotation, molecular function: DNA-binding transcription factor activity, RNA polymerase II-specific; protein dimerization activity; RNA polymerase II cis-regulatory region sequence-specific DNA binding. Gene Ontology annotation, cellular component: nucleus. The transcript has 6 exons. Gene Ontology annotation, biological process: Notch signaling pathway; circulatory system development; anterior/posterior pattern specification. Lineage: Eukaryota; Metazoa; Chordata; Mammalia; Chiroptera; Molossidae. The record is from RefSeq and is a predicted model, not a curated record. The coding region runs from base 203 to 1102 and encodes 299 amino acids.
CAGCCUGCGCUCCUCAUGAAGCGGCCUAGGCAGCCGAGUGGCUCCGACGGGGAGUCCGACGGACCCAUCGACGUGGGCCGCGAGGGCGAGCUUAGAAUAUGCAGCCUGGCCAGUGACCUGCCAGGUCACACAAAGACCAUGGACAGCAUGGAAGAUGGAAGGAGAGACAGACUGUGGGCUGUGAAGGCACCCAAACAGCCAGAUGGCCAGGCCGCUGUCCACCCCCAGCCCUUCGCAGAUUCAAGCCAGGAAGAAACGCAGAGGGAUCAUAGAAAAACGGCGCCGAGACCGAAUCAACAGCAGCCUUUCUGAACUUCGGCGCUUGGUCCCCACUGCCUUCGAGAAGCAGGGCUCCUCCAAGCUGGAGAAAGCCGAGGUCCUGCAGAUGACGGUAGAUCACUUGAAAAUGCUCCACGCCACUGGUGGCACAGGAUUCUUUGAUGCCCGAACCCUGGCAGUCGACUUCAGGAGCAUAGGUUUCCGGGAGUGCCUCACUGAGGUCAUCAGGUACCUGGGGGUCCUGGAAGGACCCAGCAGCCGUGCCGACCCUGUCCGGAUUCGCCUUCUCUCCCACCUCAACAGCUACGCAGCCGAGAUGGAGCCUUCACCCACACCUGCCAGCCCCUUGGCCUUCCCUGCCUGGCCCUGGUCCUUCUUCCCCUGUCCAGGGCUGUCAGCGCCCAGCAGCCAGCUCGCCAUCCUAGGAAGAGUGCCGGGCCCCGUGCUCCCCAGCGCCUCCUCUCUUACUUACCCCAUCCCAGCCCUCCGAACCGCUCCUGUGCGCAGGGCCGCUGGCACCGUCCUGCCAGCCCGGAGGAAUUUGCUGCCCAGUCGAGGGGCAGCUUCUACCCGGAGGGUCCGCCCUCUGGAGAGGCCAGCUGUCCCCCUGCCCAUGACCCCCAGCAGCAGGGCUGCCAGGAGCAGCCACAUGGCACCCCUCUUGCGGUCUUCUUCCCCGACACCCCUCGGUGUCAGGAGGUCCCUGGCUUAUGCCACCGUUCCGGCCCCCAGACCCUCUUCCCCCAGGUCUGCUGGGCGGCCUGCAGGGGCCGUGCUGUGCCACUCGUGGGUCUCUGAAAUCACAGACGUCGGGGCUUUCUGAGCCGUCUUCCCCGGGAGCAAGGAGAAUUCUUUUUCCAGGAGCCCUGAGAGUGGCUGUGCCUCUCGGCCCUGCCUCCCAGGCUGGCGGGGGGCGUCUUCGCCGGCAGAGGCCCCUCUUCACUGCUUGUCCCCGCCGCCCCGCCCAGCCCUGCUGGCGCUGUUCUGAUCUCAGGCUUGGCCUCACUUCUUACCUGGACAGAUGAACCCCUGAAGAGCCCUGAGGCUCUGCCCAGGCCUGUCCUGCCCGUGUCCAUGGGCAGUAGGCAUGAAUUUCAGCUCGGGGAACAAAGCUUUUACCUCAAGAGCACAGUGGCCUGAGGCUGGCUGCUUCCCAAGAGAGAUCAGACCCCAGCCAGGAGCAAGGACUGACCGGCUGCAGCCUCCCCAGGCCCACGGGGCCGGGCGUAGUGUCUGCCUUGCUUCUGAGACAGCAGAGGAUCAGGCGCCACAAAGGGGUUUCCUGGGAGCGCUGUCUGCCCCUGCCCCCUGUCUUUGGCCCACCCCAUCACAGCAAACCGCAGGACAGACCCGCUGUCCACCACAGCCAAGGCCUGGGGGGGGGGGGCAGAAGGGCCUGCUCCUGCCUCCUCCCAGCUGCAGACACCCACCCUCCAGCUGACCAGCAGCUCCCUGCACACGCUGGGAGUUUCCCCGCAGCAGCACAGCUCCGCCACAGGGGGUCUGUCCUUCCCGCCAGGCCUGGGACAGCACUCUCAGACAGGAGCCAGGACAGCAGAGCCCAGCUCUCCGCCUCCUGCACUGUCACCCUCCCCAGGCAUGUGGUCCCUGCUCGGUGCACCGUGUGGACAGCCAUGUUCCCACGUGAUGGCGCCCAGAGAGGAGUCCUCUUGGGACUCAGAACCAGACGUUUGUGCCGCCUGGUUUGCAUCCGGCUCGCGGAGCCAAGGCUGCUGGGACAGCCAAGGCCUGUCAGGCUGGCCGAAAAUAACUACGGGGAGGGGCGAGAGGAAGAACAGUCGGAGGUGGCCUGGCCCGGCAAGGUCACAGUGAGUCCAGGGCCUGAGAGCCUAGUCACCCAGGAUUCCACGCAGCUGGCUGUGCUCAGAGGCCAUUGCCUUACCCAGCUCCAGGCCACUGCUCCCCGCGCAGAGGGAACAGAUGACCCAGCCACCAUUCUCCGCGGGAGAGAAGAGUGGACGAGAUCGGGGCAGACCCAGGACUGCCAUUCAGCAGGGCCAGUGUUGCCAGACCUGUUGUUAAAAUGUAGAAACACACCUGUGCUCGAUGGCCUAUACCUGCAUCCCCCGAGUGGCUCCAAGUGUCCCCACCACAUGGCUUUGCCCCCAGAACCCUGUGCCUGGCAGACCCAAGGUCAUGGGGCCCUGCAGCCAGCAAUGUGUUUGUUGGUGCUUAAUUUCACACUGGUUAUUAAAUACUUCAAAUGUCACCCCUGGAAAUAUUCUCCCACCCUCACCCUUUGAUGGAACUACCCUCCCCAGAGGCUAAAUUGAGGAGACUCCCUGGGUUCAAAAGUAGAGUUUGCAGAAACCCUAGGGAAAAAGAGCCCUUUCGGAGAAGUAGGGCAGAGGGCAGAGAUCUUUAAACGACCCAGAAAGCUCCUUUGAAAAGGCAGAUUCCUCAAGGGGGCGUAGAGAGCUCGUCAUUCUUUCAGUCCUCAGCUUAGUCCCAUCAGAUGGCUCCCUCCUGCACCCCUGAGAUGCACAGCCUUGGGGCGAGGGGUCAUUUGGAGGAGUGGGCGCUGGCCUGGAGUGCUCCUGAGGGAGCCGGAGGGAGGGCAGGGCCAGCAGCAGGCUCCUGGGAAUUGAGACGGGAAGGGGCGUGGCAGAGGGUGAGACCAACUCCACCUUUCCCUCUCCUCUUCACCCCCCUUCUGCCCCUCUUCCUCCACCACCCCCCAGGUCAGUCUGGUAGUUUGGUGACUUCCUAAGCCCCAGCAUGACUCCUGAUGGGGCUAUGGGAACCUCACGUCCAUGUUCCCAGCACUCAACUCGAAAAGAACCUGUUGACACCAUUGCAUGAGGUGGAAAUGGCCCAGAAUGUUCAGCAUCUUCGCUGAUCUUGGGUUCGUUCUCCCCGAGAGAUUGUGGGGAGACUGACCAUUGUUUCUGUGGUUGAGAAUUUGUAUCUUUGGUUCAUAUUCCCAAGCCUUUCUGGUGCCCCCAACUCCCACCCCGUUGCUGGGGUUG